UAUCACAUGUCACGUGAUCGGUGUAUAAACUUCCGGGUUGGUUAUGCAGCGAAGUGACAGUGAUCUACGGCGGUCGACAGGAUGACACGACUGUCCCAAUACUCCGAGGCUUUCUGGGGCACGCACUUCACCAGUACUGCUGGGUUUGAGGCACUAGCACUGCGGAUGAAAGAUGGCCGCCAUAUGUGUAAAGAAUUUGAAGAAUACCUGAAACAAAGGUACGAGGCAGAGAACAGGUACUCGAAAGACUUGCAUAAACUGGAGAGAAACAUGAAGCUGAAAGAUGACAUAGGAGUUCUGGAGAAGUCCUGGAACAAGCUGAAGGAGGAGAUGGAGAAGAUGGUGCAGAUCCACCAGGAUGCAGCUGCCAACUUUCUGAAGCAGAUGGACGACGUCAAGAAGUUCAACGAGGCCCAGACUACAAAAAAGAAAGCUAUGGAAGAAACUGUGAAAAAGUAUCAGAGCAACAAGAACAGCUUGUAUUCACGAUGUAUGAAUAAUCAUAAAAAUUACAAAGACAAGUGUCGAGAGAAGGACAGUGCGUCAGACAACUACAACCUUCAGCGGUCCACUGUCACAACUCAAACCAAGGACCUGGAGAAGGCAAACAAGGCAAAGGCAAGGGCAGAAGAUGAGGCUGUUAAAGCAGAAACAGCAUACAAGAGUUCCUUGGAUGCCCUGGAAAGUGCACGGGAUCUUUGGGAAAAGGAGAUGCAAGCAGCUUGUGAUGUGUUUCAGAAUUUGGAUCAUGAAAGAAUCAAAUUCCUGCGAGAAAAUCUUUGGGUUUCUCUCAACGUUGAUUCCCAGGUUGCCGUGGAGAUUGAUGACUGUUGUGAGUCAGUCCGCCGAGUGUUGGAGAAUUGUUCAAUGGAGAAUGACAUAUGUACAUUUAUUGAGAAAUACCAGACAGGCACUGAAAGGCCAGCAUGUAUCGUGUUUGAGGACUACUACGCUAAUACAGAUACUAUGGGACGUAGAGGCCAAAGGUCAGGGGGGUCAGAGGUCACAGCCACCGAGAAGCAAUGGUAUCACAAUGUCAGAAGAGGAGGGGGAGUGUUCCUGUGUGUUAGUCUGACAGUCACCAGAAGCUGGUGAAAAUAUGAUGACCAAUAGCAGCACAUUUUACUAUAACCAGCGAAUGUGAUGCCUUGUGAGCUGACAGUGGAGGUUGGACAGAAAGUCCACUUUGUGCGACAGAUGACAAAUGGAGUACAAGUUCGUCUUGCGGAAUCUAACAAAUUUGGUAUAAUUCCCAACAGCUGUGUCAAACUAUGACCAUGGA
Haliotis rubra (blacklip abalone) is the source of this 1282-nucleotide messenger RNA. RefSeq names its product proline-serine-threonine phosphatase-interacting protein 1-like. The record is from RefSeq and is a predicted model, not a curated record. Gene Ontology annotation, biological process: actin filament polymerization. Bases 82 to 1095 code for a protein of 337 amino acids. Gene Ontology annotation, molecular function: actin filament binding. The transcript has 14 exons. Gene Ontology annotation, cellular component: cytoplasm; plasma membrane; actin filament. NCBI's taxonomy places the organism in Eukaryota, Metazoa, Mollusca, Gastropoda, Lepetellida, Haliotidae.